Messenger RNA from Solea solea (common sole), 4434 nucleotides. It is a transcript of the gene cep126, whose product is annotated as centrosomal protein 126. NCBI's taxonomy places the organism in Eukaryota, Metazoa, Chordata, Actinopteri, Pleuronectiformes, Soleidae. The coding region runs from base 384 to 3371 and encodes 995 amino acids. Gene Ontology annotation, cellular component: centrosome; midbody; ciliary base. The transcript has 11 exons. The record is from RefSeq and is a predicted model, not a curated record. Gene Ontology annotation, biological process: mitotic spindle organization; non-motile cilium assembly; cytoplasmic microtubule organization.
CAAGAAGCUGCGUCCCUGGUUGCCUGGUACUCUGGUAAACAGGUAGAAAAGGUGAAAAUGGCUCUUUAUUUAACACUUUAACGAGUCACAGAGGAUGUCACUCUUCAGCAAAAGUUGCGGUGAAUAUUUCCUACUUUCAGAAGUUUGUGAAAGCGACGAAAUUACUUAGCUGGUUUCACAGGUGUCGUUAUCGAAACACGCAUUUACAAGCCAAGGUAGCAGCUAACAGCUAACAGCUAAACCUCUGUAGCCUGAUUCGUGUACGCGACAUUUUUUAACGACGUAUAAAAAUGUCGCUCCCGCAAUUUUAACUGUAUAUUUUACAAUGUUUUAAUCACCAUAAGUCACGUAAUUGGUGUCUUCGGCAAUUGGACCGAAAAGACAUGACAUACAAAAGUAAUUUAACAAAAGUCAGGAUGCAAGUCCUUCAGGACAACUUCUUCUACCACUCAAAUUCGAGGUUUGGAGCUGGGGGAGGCCUCGCACACGAGAGACAACUCCUGCUGGAGGAGCAGAAAUUAUGCAAAGCUCGAGCUCGCAAGCUUUCCCUGGAAACCAAUCGACGCAGGAAGGCGCUGGAGGAGAAACGCAGGCAGCUGGACAUGCAGGACGAGCAGCUGAAAGAGAGCAUCCUACAGCAACGCAGACAGCAAAUACAGGACGCAACCGAGCGCUUCCAAAACGCCCAUUUACCUCCCUCUCAGAGACGAAGGCAAACUUUCAGGAGAAAUGUCCCAACAAUUGAAGCUGCACUUGGUCAAAUUCAAGGCACCUUGAGCUCAAACUUCCAGCAUUCACCUUUAAUGUCCAACAGUUCUAACAUUAACAGAAGCUGCACUCCCUCUUUGAAACCUCCCACGGUUUCUAAAUCCACCCACUCUCCUGCCGUCUCUGCUGUGGAGACUUACAACAGACUGCUGCAGGAGCAGUUUGUGGCUCACUUCAAGAACAGUCAAAAAGUUGGAGAGACGCAGCAGAAGCAACACGACCACAGUCCACAGGACAGCUACUUGUCUGAUAGCUGUGAUUCUGAAAGCCCUUUAAGUCGGGACAGUUUGGAGAUUGAGGAUCCCAACCACAGCAGAAAUCUGCAGGGCUCCUACUCAUCAUUCUGGCCAGACUCAGAGAAACCACAUAAAAACUCUGGAAAUCAAAAGGAUUUGUUUCUAUCUUCAGACAUGACUAGGUCAGCAGCUCGGCUGCUCGACGUUACUGUCGCUCCAUCUGAAUAUCUGAAGCAGGAAACGCAGGAACAAUCCGGAGCGCUUAACAAUAAGACGCACUUUUCUAAAACAGAGACUCACUCUGGUCUGAACAACUGCAACUUAUUAACACUUUGUGAAAUUAUACACCCAGAGAACUUUGAGAACAGUACCCAAGACAACAUCACUGUUACAGAUAGAGCCAACUCAGCACUUGACUCUUCAUGUCCAAAACAAGACAAGCUGUUGGAUCUCACACAGAAGAGGGUCCAUGAUGACAGACACUUGAAACACCAGCCUGUUACAGAUAUGCAUUUUGUUGCCAAAAAUGGCAACAGCAAAGAGAUGCAGUGUGGGGCUUCCCCAAAGCCAAAUAUUUUAUUAAAUGAUAGCAAAAUCUAUAAUAUCUCACAAAAAAGCAUUCUCCAGCGAACAGGCAAACACGCUUUCAUAAACAACCUCAAUUAUUUCAUAAACUCUGAGCUGAAACAUGAGAAGUCCAUUAAUACACCAACGCUGCAACAUGCAUGCUCGUCUGGCAUUCCAGGAGACACGCCCAAAUGCCUUAAGUGUCCUGAGGAGGACAAAGAAAAGUUGCCUUUUUCAGUUGGGACAUCUCAUUCAGGACGUGAAGUCAGAUUACUCAAAGGGAUUCUCAAAAAGAAGUCCAGAUAUGUGCCUGGAGAUGCUACAUGCGCGUCUCAAUUAGGCCAUUUAAUUUUUGCAAAACAAGUAGCUUUAGCAAUCAGGGACAGUGUUGAAUUGACAAAGGUCAAAGCUCAGGAUGUUGAGAGCAACAACAACAUAAUCAAAAAGAGGCUGCGCUGGUUUGAUGGGGUACAUGUGGAAGAAGAGGAUGAAGGACGGAUGAAAGCAGCCAUGUCUUCUCAUCUUCCUCAUUCAAGGAAAAACCUGGAAGACCACCAGCAAUGUCUCAGUACAGUCUCAUGGGCUUCCAAGCCUGGACCCAACAUGAUCCCGCCAGUCUCAUUUGGUUAUCAAUUUACAAAGAAAGCGUGGGCAGAUGUUGGGGUUCAAGUCAGUUUACCCCAGGAACGAGCGAACGAGGUCAAGGUGCAAUGUAGCACCAGGCCUGGUGGCCCCAAGGUCCCUCAGAGAGAGCGCUCUACCAGAGCCGCAUCGGGUCCUGUUUCUACACAGACUAGAAAGGGCACCGUCAUACGACCUCAAUCUGCCACCGAGGUGAAUCAGAUUGCCAAAACCCAAGGGAAGGUCAUGGUGCCCCGCCCACCUCCUCGGACAGAGUCAACAGAAGAAAAGAAGACGUAUAUUAUUCCUCCAUGUGACAUGGAUCAAGCUAGUGCCAACUGUAAACAGGCUGCGGCUGUCAAACAGGCCCUGUUCAAGGAUACACUGGAAGGCUUUUCCUCAACAAGCACACGUAAUUUAACCAGAACUAAUAGCACUGUUAUGUACACACCAAUGCCACCUGCGUAUACACACCCCAUCUCAGAGGACAACACAAAGGGAAAGACCAACGCGGGUCAUCCGGAAACACAGGGUUCUGGCAGGAGAGGAAUUGUGUUUGAUGAAAAACGCCUCUGUUUGGAUUCCACUCCCACAGAUGAGGAGAUUGCGGAGCUCUGGCACAGUAUCCGCGGUGUCUUUGCCACCAAGGAAGUAAAAACCCCGGUUAGAGGCCAGGCAGUGGAGAGUGGGCGGUUUGAGAGGAAAGUCAGCAUGGAGCGGAACGGAGAGUGUCCUGGCUCAGCAAACGCAAAGCUUUCUCAGCCAAUAAAACAGAUGGUGGAGCCAGUCAUGAAGUUUUCCAGAACAUUUAAUGGGGCCUUUACAGACGAUGGAGAAAGAGGAGCAACCCAGUUACACUUGGCUGAAGGACGCGCUGCAGACCCACGCAAAGAAAGAGUUAUUGCGGCUACCAUGGAAACGACCCAAACACAGUGUCCAGGAACAGGGCAGCAUGGGGAACUCACCAGCCUCUCCUUGGAAGAGCAGAAAAUCCUUCUCUCUCUGGACAGACUUAACCACCGUCUGUACUGUAUGCAGGGACAAGUUCCAAGUCAUAUCAGCAGGCAGGGCCUUGUACUCAUUGAUGCACCUUCUACAAAGGAAAUUAAAGUCACAAACCAUAAUAAGCAGCGUCUGUUCUCGGUGAACAACCACUCCCUACACUCAAAGAAGUUCUGACAUAAAGCAUGUGAGGUCCUCGCUCCCAUUAAUGCAUCAUUCAUAAUGUGUAACCAAGCACUAUAUUAUCCUUUGAUUCAAUUAAUCUUUAAACCAGAUGUGCCUUUUUCGGUCAAAGCCAAAAUGUACAAAAUGAAACUAGAACGCAUCAUCACAAAAUAACUCUUAAAGUUCCCAUGUGUACGAUUUAUCAAUUAAUUCAUUAUUCAUUUAUCAACUGUAUCAAUGAUUUCCUUGAUUUAUGGAACAAGGAAACCAGAAAAUAUUCACAUUCAAGAAGCUGAAAACUUAGAGAUCUUGUUUUAAUGAAUGAUUGAAAAACACAGUUUCAGGAAGGGCCGUGUUAAAUACACAGAUAGUGGGUUCUCUUCACACUGAUUCAUGUUGUUGUUUUACCACCAUGUUUAAAGAGUAAUCCAUUGUUGACAUAUCUAACCGUGCAAACACUCUAAACGCAUUGUGAUUUUCCGCAUUGCAUUACUCGCACACUUGCUGGAUUAUUUGUGUUUUAAUAUGGCACGUAAGGUAAGAGGUACACAUAGAUGCCACUAAAUCUUACACACUAGUCCUCAAAGCCACUCUUUAGCAAUAGAAUACCUUUUUGCCUUUGUAAACCAAAAUGUCUUCAGUUUAUUCCUCCGUAAAAAAAGGUCAAAGCUUUCUGUAUUUACAUGUUAAAACUACAAUGUCACGGCAUCUAUUUUGGGGGCCGUGUCAGUUGUAAACUGACAUGUAAACUCAGUGUUGACUGAUAAAUUGACUGGGUGCAGUCGGUGUGUUUGCCUUAUUUCCUCUGCCGUGAGCUGCACAGUCCAUAAAUUCACUGGAGGAGCGGAAGUGGUUUGCAAGAGAAGUGUUGCAAAGGUGAAGGUGUGUUUGUCUUUCUUUGACAGCUGCAAAAAGGCCGAUUAUGUCCUGUGCACAAAGACUCGACCUAACUGGCUCAACGAGGUGAAUCUAUGCCACAGGCUUUCCAGCCAGCUGUGUCUUUUCCCUGAGUCAGUCACUAAUGUCCUUAAAUGAUAGUGAAUUACAUGAAAGACUAGUAUUUAUUCUUUCAUUU